Molecule: messenger RNA, 2235 nt
Organism: Megalobrama amblycephala (Wuchang bream)
Lineage: Eukaryota; Metazoa; Chordata; Actinopteri; Cypriniformes; Xenocyprididae
Exons: 6
Coding region: 1-1029 (342 amino acids)
Source: RefSeq, a predicted model, not a curated record
AUGUCUCCAGACCUGAACCCUAUCGAGCACCAUGUGUCUACCAUCCAGCAGCUCCAUGAUGUCAUUAAAGAUAAAGAGGAUCCCAGCAACAACCCGGUUCCAGAAGCAAAAGUCUUGGGUGCAUCUGGUGUUGGUUCAGAUAAAGUGUCAGUGAAUGAGGGAGAUUCAGUCACUCUAAAUACUGGCGUUAAAACAAACCAAGAAGAAGAGAUUAAAUGGUAUUUCAGCGACAUUCGCAUCGCUCAGAUCAGUGGAGAUCUCAGUUAUAACUGUACAGAUGUUCAGUGUAAUAAUGGCACUGAGAGAUUCAGACACAGGCUGAAGCUGGAUCAUCAGACUGGAUCUCUGACCAUCACAAACAUCACAAACACAGACUCUGGAGAUUAUAAACUAAAGAUCAUCUUCAGCAGCAGCGACAGUGAAAACAUCUUCAGUGUUACCGUCAGUGCUGUUUCUGCUGCUGAACGAGAUGAAGUGAAGAGAAAAUCAGUGAAGGAGGGAGAAUCUGUCACUUUAGAUCCUGGUGUAACAAAAGACCUGAAUGAUUUGAAGACUUGGUAUUUUAAUGAGAUUCUCAUUGCUGAAAUCACUGGAGAUCAGAGUAAGAUCUGUACAGAUGAUCGGUGUAAAGAGAGAUUCAGAGACAGACUGAAGCUGGAUCAUCAGACUGGAUCUCUGACCAUCACAAACAUCAGAAACACAGACUCUGGAGAAUAUACACUAAAGAUCAUCAUCAUCAACAGCAGCUUCAGCAUCACUACAGUGAAGAGAUUCAAUGUCACUGUCACUGCUGUUCCAGGUUCAGGUCUGUCUUCAGGUGCUGCAGCAGGAAUAGUUGUUGCUGUUCUGCUGGUGUUUGCAGCUGCUGCUGCUGUUGCUGUGGUUUACUGUCGCCGCAGGAUCCAUACAGCAGUUCAACAGACUGAGGAUGAUGAUGGUAACUCACCACCUGAUCCAAAUGGUAUUCCUUUGAAGGAGGACGCAUCCUUAAAUCAGCCUCAGGCCGAGACUGCUAGUAAAACAAUCUAACAUCAUUUAUAAUUUUGAUACUUUGAUCGAAAGGGACACUAAAGAGUAUUAGGAAGUGAUGUAGAGAAGAGGAUCAGCUGAAACACUCUUCAAGAGUGAUCAAGAUUUCAGUAGUCUGUACUAAUAUGAGUAAAAAAACAAAACAAAAAAACACUGAAACCAAUUUCAAUAUGACAUCAAAAACUGAUGAUUAGAUUUAGAUUUUAUAUAUUUUGUGAUUUAAAUAAAUUAAAAGUUAACAUUUGACCUUAAAGAGCUUAUGAGAAAUAAGCAACACGGUACCAGCAAUAUAUCAGCGAGUGCUUGAUGUAUUUUAAAGCUGCUAAAGUGACUCAGACAGAAACAGUGACACAUCAUCAUCUGUUUCAUAUAUGUUGCACUAUAUAAACGUAACAACAUUCUGAGAGAUGCAAGUUUGGUCACUUUUUAAAGAAGACCCUUGGCAGUUCACUGAUGAAGUGGCAAAGGUAAAAAAAUAAAUAAAUAAAAAAAAAAAAAAGUUAUAGAUCCAGGAUGUCAAAACUUGGUUCUGGAGGGCCAUUUUCCUGCCGAGUUCAGCUCCAACUUGCUGUUCGAUUGGGAUUGGUUUUUAGUUCAUGAAAUUCAUUUCUAAACAUUUCUAAAGUUGUGUUCCAAAUUUGAGGUAGAUAUCUCAAUAAAUAAAUAAACAGGCCAAAUCUGAGACGAUUUUAUGGAAAAUAAUAAUUUAUAUUCUGAAACCUGAGAAAUACUUAAUGUAUUGUUUGUCUGGAGGAAUGUUACAACAGAAUUUUUACAUGUGUAUAAAAUCUCAAAAAUACUGGGUUGUUUCAACAGUUGAAUAAAAUUUUUAACCCAACUCUUGGGUUUGUCCAUAUCUGACCCAAAUUUCAGUUGAAACAACCCAGCAUUUUUGAGAGUGUAUUUACUAUAAUAGCAAGACUGUUUUAAGUCUUCAUACAUUAGAUAUUCAUCUUCAUUAAACAAAAGAUCUGUGACAUUUUAUGAGUUGCUGAUUAGUUCUUUUCAUGUUAUUUGUUGGUAUGUGAGGAGAUGAAGACUGUUGUGUCACUUGUCUUCCAUCUCAUGUCUCUUUCAGUUCUGUUCAGCUGUGAUUGUCAAGCGUAUUUUAAUUAUUGUAUGUGUUGUGAUUAUGUUUGUCUUGUAUAAUAUUAUCACUGUUUGAUGAAGAUGAUUGCCUUGAUUAAAGUACUCUGCUCAGCUCAA